AUGGCGAUGGCAGACUGCUCUGCCACCGGAUACACUCAGGAGAUACUUCCACGUAACGGCCACUUUUCCUCGCAGCCACCACCUGGCGCUGGGGCCGGGCUCCCGGGCUGGCUGGCAGCCCCCCUAGCACGGCUCGCCUCGGCGGGGCUGGGACGCAGGGCCCCGUGCUCCGAGGAGCCGAGCGGCCCCGGGCCGGGGGAAGGCGCGGGCCUCCCUCCCGCGGCCGGCGCGUCACGCCCCGUCAGCAGCGCCGGGUCCCCCCGACCCUCCGCCGCCAGCCUGGCACCGCCCGAGCCCGCGCCACCGCCCAGCCCAGGGAGGGCUCCUGAGCGGCUGCCGCGGGGCUCUGCCCGCGCUCAGCAGGGCUGGGAUGGCACCACGCACGCUGCCCCCACAGCGCCCGCCCCGCGCCUGCCGGCCUCCCCCGGCCCCGCGGAGCCGCCUCCCAGCGCCGCGGCCCCCGGCCCCGGCCCGGCUCCCCCGCCGCCCGGCGGGAAGGGCCGCCCCGCUCUCACCUGCGCUCCCGCGGCCUCCGCUCCCCGGCGCGGCCGAGGGCGGCGGGCAGCAGCCGGCCCCUCCCCCUCGGUUUCAUAA
This is a messenger RNA of Apus apus (common swift), 594 nucleotides long. RefSeq lists its product as uncharacterized. The transcript has a single exon. Bases 1 to 594 code for a protein of 197 amino acids. The record is from RefSeq and is a predicted model, not a curated record. NCBI's taxonomy places the organism in Eukaryota, Metazoa, Chordata, Aves, Apodiformes, Apodidae.